GCCUAUCGAGCGGGCUAGCAUCACAGUCGAUGACCGCGAAAAGCAUCUUGGUGACCGCAUUGUUGGGUUUUGCUAAUAAGUCAUCGGCUAGUGCUUGUCUUCGUUUGUGCAACGAGAAAUGUUUCUUUUUGACUAGGUCACUUCGACCCAACCUGGUAGAACCGAUGGAGGUUAAUGACGAUAAUGCAGGGUUUAAGGAGAAGGCGUUGAACAAGGAGAUGCCAGAGUUCAGCAAUGAACGUAGCAUUGGUCUCAGAUUUGCAGAUAUCAACUCGGUAGAGCUUAAGUACGGAUCGCGGUGGAAGCAGUUACAUGAUAACAAAAAGAGUAAGCUGGGUGAUCUUAAUCGCGUGCUUAAAAUGGAAGAGGAGAAGUUAGAGAUUGAAAUGGAAACAGAGCUCCUGCAACAAGAUUUUGCAGAAGACGUAAGAAGACGGAGUAGGAAACGCGUGAGAACGGAGCUGUGGACAUGCGCAAACAAUUUGAAACCACCCUUUGGAUAAAUUUAUUUGAAACGCUAUCAAAUGACUAAAAAAAAUAUGAAAAUAAUUAUAU
Drosophila ananassae is the source of this 555-nucleotide messenger RNA. RefSeq names its product protein no-on-transient A. The coding region runs from base 30 to 503 and encodes 157 amino acids. The transcript has 2 exons. Lineage: Eukaryota; Metazoa; Arthropoda; Insecta; Diptera; Drosophilidae. The record is from RefSeq and is a predicted model, not a curated record.